AUGUCAGUAUAUGAUAGAAUUAAAGAACGAGCCAAAGAAUACAAUUUCACGCAAGAAGAAAUUGAAAUUCUAAAUCGUGCAAAAUCGAAAUUUUCUAUGCAUAUGAGAAUAGGUUCUUUGACUGGUUUAGUCGUCGGUGGUGCUAUUGGCACUACUUUGUUUGGUAGCCAAGCAGGAAUGGUGACGGGGUCGAUAGCUAGUAUUAAUUUGAUAAAAUCAUCUCCAAAUUCACAACGUAUUAUGGAAUUUAUUAGUGAAAUGCAACAGCAUCUUCCACCGCGUCAUACACCACCUCUUCCGGAUCAAUCUACAAAUUCUGAUGAUUAUAGAUUUGAAAAUGGAAAUCAAUCCACUCUAGCCGAUGAAUUUGAGAAGAAAAAAUCUCAAUCUUCGUUUCACCAGGGACCUUACGAUCAUUCUGGAAAUUCUACGAUAAUGACAGAUGAGAUGGUUAGAGACAUUAAUACAAAUGAGAGUGAUUAUAAUUAUGGUCAACCACAAAAGCCAUUUCACAAAUCUUCACAAGAUAAUUCCUGGAAUAGAAUUCGAACUCAAAACACAACUUCAACUACUUGGGACAAAAUCCGUGCAAAUGCUAAACUUGAGCAACAAAAACAAAUUAAUGAUAAUAGUUCACGACAACAAAAGUUCGAUAGUAAGGAUGAUGUUGGUGGUGAUAAAUAUUCUAUGGGUCAACCAAGAACCAGAGAAGAAUUUGAUGAAUAUCGUCGUGGUGAUAAAUAUUCUAUGGGUUUACCAAGAACCAGAGAAGAAUUUGAUGAAUAUCGUCGUGGAAGGUCCGCUGGUUUCGCAGAAGGAGCUGGUUUGGUACAUUCUUUAAAAGUCAAAAACUUAUGGGUUACGGCUUCGGUGGGUGGAAGGAGAGGGUGGAAAAGUAUGGAACAACCCACUUUCGAUAAGGAAAUUCGAAAGAAACGGGUUGGGGGAAACCUUCCCAACCGACGAGAUACACCUCUACGCGGUGGUUGGGACAA
Racocetra persica is the source of this 995-nucleotide messenger RNA. The record is from the annotation of a GenBank genome assembly. NCBI's taxonomy places the organism in Eukaryota, Fungi, Glomeromycota, Glomeromycetes, Diversisporales, Gigasporaceae.